AUGAGACACCCUGUAUAUAUAUAUGUUCAAUGUUCUGCAUUGAACAUUGCUGAUCCGCUUUUGAUCAGCCGCAUAGAGGGCAAUCGAAUGGGACAUAGCGCUGUUUUUAUGUGUCCAGAAGGAUACAAAUUGGAGGGUGCGUUUGGUAUUACGUGCCAGUACAAUGGAAAAUGGUCGGCGCGUGUGCCACGUUGCGAAAAGAUCAAGUGUCCGGAAUUGGAUCCUCCGGAUAAUGCACUGAUCGAAUAUGAUAACAAUAAAACUUACGGCGGACAAGCCAUCUUCUCGUGCAUGUGGGGACAUAAGCUUUCGGGGUCGUACAGCAUGAAAUGCGACGGAAACGGCAGAUGGAAUGGAUCUAUGCCAACUUGUCUAGAGAUCACUUGUCCUGUACCAGAAACACCACGAAGUGGGCGUAUCGUUGAACAAACGAGAUAUUCCAAAAAGCAUUAUAGCGGCCGAAUGUACAAAGUUGGUGCGCUCGUAAGAUUCUCUUGUCUGCCAGGUCAUCAGUUGAUAGGAGAGGCCACCAUUAUCUGCACUGAGGAUGGUAUUUGGUCUCACCGUCCACCUUUAUGCAAGGUGAGAUGUCCCUAUCCGGGCGAUCCUCCACAUGGCCGAAUUGCACCACUCAAGUUUUGGUAUAAACCAGGAGACAAUAUACAGGUAACGUGUUCGCCUGGCUACGUGACACCUUUAGAACCGAUAAAGAAGCCAUCGUGCAGAGAAAAUGGUAUUUGGAGUGCGCCACCACCUCCUUGUCGGUCUUACAAGGAAGUGUGAAUGUGAAAGCAGCUUAUCGAGAAGUUACACCGAAGACAUGUUUUGUCAUCGUGUCAUUUUAUUAUAUAACGGAGACACUCAAUAUUUAUUACGGGUAGCGGACAUGCAUGAAUAAGAUCUAUAAGAACGAGAACACUCGCAUGAACUACCAAUCGCUUGUUCCAAACGAUAGACAUGCAUAUGAAAAGUUAUAAUGAUCUUAUCAAAUGAUGAGUAUAGUUACAGUCGCGAUUUAUCGAACCAACGAAUAAUCACAAAUAGAUAGGUCAUAGAAAACGUUUUAUGUUAAACAUAAACUACGGAACAUCAUAUGUUUUGUUUAUAUUAAUUCUCUUUUUCCAGAUAUACAACGAUUUUAAUAAAAAUA
Pseudomyrmex gracilis is the source of this 1150-nucleotide messenger RNA. RefSeq names its product locomotion-related protein Hikaru genki-like (gene hig). The record is from RefSeq and is a predicted model, not a curated record. The coding region runs from base 1 to 783 and encodes 260 amino acids. The transcript is spliced from 6 exons. NCBI's taxonomy places the organism in Eukaryota, Metazoa, Arthropoda, Insecta, Hymenoptera, Formicidae.